CAGAUGUGAUUUCAAUAUCUCCAACCCACGUCUCUGAUCAUGGCCUGUGAAUACAAGGAUUAUGAAAUCCUGGAGGAGCCUCUCUUCAUCCUGGAGAGCGGUGAGGUGUACAGGAACCCCACUGAAGUGAAGAUGAGUCAAAUCGUACUUCCAUGUCACGCCAACCACUGUGGAGAGCUCAGUGCCGGACAGCUGCUCAAGUGGAUGGACUCAACCGCCUGCCUCUCUGCUGAGCGCCAUGCUGGAUGUUCCUGUAUAACAGCGUCUGUGGAUGAUAUCCACUUUGAGCACACCAUAGGGGUUGGACAGGUUGUCAAUAUUAAAGCUAAAGUCAACAGGGCCUUCACAUCAAGCAUGGAGGUAGGGAUCGUCGUCAGCUGCGAGGACCUCUUCAGUAAUCGACAGUGGAAGGUUUGCCAUGCCUUCGCCACCUUUGUUGCGAGACGCACAGAGGCUGGAAAGGUUCAGUUGAAGCAGAUUAUACCACACACACAGGAAGAACAGAUGGAAUACAGCCUUGCUGCUGAGAGAAGGAGAAUGAGAUUGAUCCAUGCAGAGAUCAUCACUGACCUUCUGAGCAGCUCUUCGCAGACAGGGGGUGAGUGUCACGAGUUCCAGGAUGCUGUGCCAGCAGAGCGGACACGGGUAGAGAGUGUAGAGCUGGUCCUGCCCCCGCAUGCCAAUCACCAGGUCAGCACGUUUGGUGGGCAGAUCAUGGCCUGGAUGGAAAAUGUGGCCACUAUUUCUGCCAGUCGUUUGUGUAACGCUCAUCCUACUCUGAGGACUAUCGACAUGUUCCACUUCCGCGGCCCCUCCCACAUCGGAGACAGACUGGUCUUAAAGGCCAUUGUAAACAAUGCUUUUAAGAAAAGUAUGGAGGUUGGAGUUUGUGCAGAGGCUUAUCAAGGUGGAGAGCCACUGCGGCAUAUUAACACUGCCUUCAUGACCUUUGAGGUUCUGGACAGUGACAGAAAGCCACGCACAUUACCACGGAUACGACCUGAGCCUGUGGAUGGAAAGCGCCGUUUCCAGGAAGCCAUAGCGAGAAAGAAAAUCCGAUUGGACAGGAAGUACAUCAUCUCUUGUAAGCAGAGUGAGGUCCCUCUCUCUGUUCCCUGGGAUCCAAGUAACCAGAUGUACCUAAGUUACAAUAAUGUAUCUGCCUUGAAGAUGUUGGCGGCCAAAACCAACUGGGUGUUAAGCUCAGAGAAAAACAAGGUCAGUCUUUAUACACUGGAGGAGAACCACAUGCUGUGUUUUAAGGUGGAGAACCACAUAUCCGUCCCAGCAGAACAAGUCUUUCUGCUUCUCUCAGAUCUGAGGCGGCGGCAGGAGUGGGAUCAGCACUACAAAGAGUGUGAGGUGAUAAUCCAGGCAGAUGAGGACGACACAAUCUACCGCGUGGUGACUCCCUCAAUAACCAAAGGAGGCAAAGUUCAGGACUUCAUCCUCCUCGCGUCCAGGAGGCGCCCCUGUGAUUCCGAGGACCCUUACUUGAUUGCACUUCGUUCUGUCACACUACCCACUCACCCUCCCACUGAGGACUAUAACAGAGGGGAGGUGCUCUGUGCUGGAUUUAGUAUCUGGGAGGAAUCCAGCUCUCUCACCAAGAUUUGUUACUACAACCAGGCCACUCCUGAAGUCCUGCCCUACAUCUCAACUGACAUUGCCGGGCUCUCCUCCAGUUUCUACUGCACGUUUGCCUCCUGUAGCCAGUUCCUAGAAAAGAAUAGGGACAGCCUUCCCUCCCCUCUCAGUUCCACUCUGUAGGGGAAUGGAGGCUACCAGGCCGGUCUCUCAGUCCACGGAUCCCAGUAAGGAGGUGAAAGUCUGGAGACACACGUGAACUUUUACCCACCAAUAUCUCACCCUGUCUGCACUAAGUCACGAGGACUUUGGCUGAAUUUCUAUGUUAUUUUGGAUUUAUAGUUCUUACUAAUGAGGUUACUGUUACUGGCGAGUCACAGAAAUUGUGAGCACGCAGGCAUUGCAUUUUACAGUGAAACCUAAAUAAGGUGCUGUUGUAUGCAUUUUCCCUUAGGGGUAAAUGGGGCCCAUUGGAAUUCAUAUGAUCUUGUAUGAGUAUUUUGUGCAAUAAUGUACAAUAGAUUUAUUCUUCAGAAUCAUGAGUUAUUUUUAUGGCAAUGCGUUACAGGAAACGUGAUACUGAAAUUAAGAUGCAUUUAUGGUACUUUAUCCCUGAGAGAAAAAAAAAAGUAUGUUGCGCACAGUCUUGUCGGCCACAUUUGUCUCAUUACCGUUUAAUGUGUAGAUCACUGUCUACCUCCAAAGAUGAUGUACUCACAGU
Messenger RNA from Chanos chanos (milkfish), 2308 nucleotides. It is a transcript of the gene acot11b, whose product is annotated as acyl-CoA thioesterase 11b. Gene Ontology annotation, cellular component: cytosol; cytoplasm. NCBI's taxonomy places the organism in Eukaryota, Metazoa, Chordata, Actinopteri, Gonorynchiformes, Chanidae. Gene Ontology annotation, molecular function: lipid binding; long-chain fatty acyl-CoA hydrolase activity. The transcript is spliced from 16 exons. The coding region runs from base 40 to 1770 and encodes 576 amino acids. Gene Ontology annotation, biological process: acyl-CoA metabolic process. The record is from RefSeq and is a predicted model, not a curated record.